AUGAGGAGAUGCUUGGAGAGGCAAGAGCGAGAAACUAAUGAAAGAAGGCGUAGACGAGUUGAAGGCAAAAGGGUGCAGAGAGAAGAAGAUCAACAAGUUGACAUAGCACUGGCUUUGCUUGAUAAAGAAAACCAAGGCCGCCACCGUGGUUCACAAGUCUGCCAUGGCCCGAAUGUGGACAGACAUAGGCAUUCUCGGGUCAUGUAUGAUAUUUGCAAUUAUGAUGCAUACUUUGUUCAAAAGUGUGAUGUUGCUGGGCUUUUGGGACUUCUUCCAAAGCAAAAGCUUACAGUUGUUAUACGAAUACUGGCAUAUGGUUUAUCUACUGAUCAGGUGGAUGAGAUUGCCCGAAUGGGGAAGUCCACUACUUUGGAGAGCUUGGUAAGAUUUUUUUAUGCAGUCGAAACUCUGUACACCAAGGACUACUUGCCCGCAAACCUACACCCAAGGACCUCCAAUGGCUUCUACAAAAAGCAGAAGCUCGAGGAUUUCCAAGAAUGA
Prunus armeniaca (apricot) is the source of this 501-nucleotide messenger RNA. NCBI's taxonomy places the organism in Eukaryota, Viridiplantae, Streptophyta, Magnoliopsida, Rosales, Rosaceae. The record is from the annotation of a GenBank genome assembly.